GCAAGUUGCAGUCUGUGCUUUCUUUCUCUCAAGUGUUCAUCAAUGGCGGCUUUUGCGAAGCUUGUACUCAAGAGAAGAAACUUCUUCGUCUCCGGACAAAAUUUGAUCGGAUCUAAAUUCUAUACAUCUCAACCGUUGCCGGAACCUUCAUUUGCUCGGAGAAUUAGAGAUCUGCCCAAAGAUCUACCUGGCACUAACAUCAAAAAAGACGUUUCUCAGCUUAUUGGAAAAACACCCCUUGUAUACCUCAACAAAGUCACAGAGGGUUGUGGUGCUUAUGUAGCAGUCAAGCAAGAAAUGUUUCAACCAACUUCUAGCAUCAAAGACAGGCCUGCGCUUUCUAUGAUGAAUGAUGCAGAAGAGAAAAACCUGAUCACGCCCGGAAAGACGGUGUUGAUUGAACCCACAUCGGGAAACAUGGGAAUCAGUAUGGCGUUCAUGGCCGCUUUAAAAGGGUACAAGAUGGUGUUGACGAUGCCCUCAUACACAAGCUUGGAACGGAGGGUCACAAUGCGAGCAUUCGGAGCCGACUUGAUCCUCACUGAUCCCGCUAAGGGGAUGGGAGGUACCGUUAAGAAAGCAUACGAUCUUUUGGAGAAAACGCCAGACGCUUUCAUGCUUCAACAAUUCUCGAACCCUGCAAACACUAAGGUUCAUUUUGAAACGACUGGUCCGGAGAUUUGGGACGAUACAAACGGUAAAGUUGACAUCUUUGUGAUGGGGAUAGGAAGCGGAGGCACAGUAUCUGGCGUCGGCCAAUAUCUUAAAUCGAAAAAUCCUGAUGUUAAGAUUUAUGGACUCGAGCCUGAAGAAAGCAAUGUACUAAAUGGUGGCAAACCAGGACCUCACCAAAUAACAGGAAAUGGGGUCGGAUUCAAACCCGAUAUCUUAGACAUGGACAUAAUGGAGGAGGUUCUUAUGGUGUCCAGUGAAGAUGCAGUAAACAUGGCCAGAGAAUUGGCCUUGAAAGAAGGGCUUAUGGUUGGAAUAUCAUCAGGAGCAAAUACUGUUGCAGCAUUAAGACUUGCUCAAAGGCCAGAAAAUAAAGGCAAACUCAUUGUGACCAUUCAUGCAAGUUUUGGAGAGAGGUAUUUAUCAUCUGUGUUGUUUGAAAAAUUGAGGAAAGAAGCAGAAGAAAUGCAACCAGUUUCAGUUGAUUAGUGGAAUUUUUUACAAGUAAGAAUGAAUGUUGCAUGUUUUAUGUUGUGUAAUUCAAAUAUUUUGUAUACUGAAAUACAAGAAUGAUGUGUUUAUCUGUUCAUCAUUUUAUCUGUUUUAUUUUUUCAAAUACAUAAUACGUAUGUAUAUAUUCUAGGGCAAAA
Molecule: messenger RNA, 1322 nt
Organism: Cynara cardunculus var. scolymus (artichoke)
Lineage: Eukaryota; Viridiplantae; Streptophyta; Magnoliopsida; Asterales; Asteraceae
Product: bifunctional L-3-cyanoalanine synthase/cysteine synthase 1, mitochondrial
Exons: 10
Coding region: 43-1161 (372 amino acids)
Cellular component (GO): cytoplasm
Molecular function (GO): cysteine synthase activity
Source: RefSeq, a predicted model, not a curated record